AAUAAUCAAAAGAUCCUCAUUCAACGCCUAAACCCGGACACAGACCCACACGUGAAACUGAAUUAACCGAGACCCGACCAAUAUUGAGGGAUAAAAUGGCUUUUGAACAGGCCCAAGCUGCUGUUUCGUCGAUGCUACAUGGUAUAAAUAGGUACAAUCCUGAGAAUCUUGCUAACCUGGAGAAAUAUGUGGAGAUCCAAGUCAGAGAAAACCAAUAUGAUCUGGAAGCAAAUCUCGCCAUUUUGAAAUUGUAUCAGCUGAAUCCAGCGCACUUCAAAAUGCACACAGCUGCUCUUAUCUUUCUCAAGGCAAUGACCAACCUUCCACAUACCGAUGUCAUCCUUUGCAAAUGCCUCUUAGACAAUGAUGUUCAACAAGAGGAACCACUGGCAUCCAUUUGUUACUUUGCAGGAUUAUUAGAAACCUGUCACUUUAAACAGUUCUGGAUUGAGUAUGAUGCCAGGCCUGCAGCCUUACAAAAUAUUGCUGGUUUUCACAAUGCCAUCAGAAAAUUCAUCUGUCAUGUGAUCAACAGUACCUACCAGACCAUUGAGAAGGUACAGCUUGGUGAACUUCUAGGAAUAUCAGAUGAUACAGAGCUGAAGAGUUGGAUGGCCAACUAUGACUGGAAGGAACUUGAUGGGGGUAAGGUCUUCAUUUCCAAUCAGGAUGAAAGCGUCAAGACGAAGAACAUCACAGAGAAAAUUGGCUUUGAUAAUGUGGCUACUGUUAUGAAGAUAUCCCAGUGACCCUUGAGUAAGACAACAUGGACAAUUCAUAAACUUUACAAAUACCAUUCUGAAAAUGGCAGUGAUACGGAGUGUAUAUGAGACACAUUCAUGUAGUGGAGCAAUUUAUGACCUUGUUGUGACCUACAAGAAGUUCAAUGUGAUUUGUCUUCAUGUUCCAGUGUAUAGAGGUCUGCUGUUCAAGUGCAUCAUGGGAUUCCUCUACUUUCUGUGUGUUGUCGUGUUUACCAUUCGUUUCAGUUUAGAAUCAUGUUAUAUUUAUGUAGGUCAAUUCAUAUUAGCAUUUACAAAUACUUUACAAAACAGUGAAUUUAAGUUCUUGUCCUUGUGGAAUAUUUACACCAUGUAAGAAAGAUUCUGGAAUUAAUACCGAAUUGACCACUAAAAUAACGGUGGGAAUAGUAUUCAAAUGAUUCUAAUAUUUGAAAAUUCAUAUUUGUUAUUUUGACACUGAUAUUAUCAUGACAGGUCUGCCCAAAGGCAACUGUCAAAGAAUAUA
Lytechinus variegatus (green sea urchin) is the source of this 1248-nucleotide messenger RNA. RefSeq names its product eukaryotic translation initiation factor 3 subunit K-like (gene eif3k). Gene Ontology annotation, cellular component: cytoplasm; eukaryotic translation initiation factor 3 complex. The record is from RefSeq and is a predicted model, not a curated record. The coding region runs from base 96 to 749 and encodes 217 amino acids. The transcript is spliced from 7 exons. NCBI's taxonomy places the organism in Eukaryota, Metazoa, Echinodermata, Echinoidea, Temnopleuroida, Toxopneustidae. Gene Ontology annotation, molecular function: ribosome binding; translation initiation factor activity. Gene Ontology annotation, biological process: regulation of translational initiation.